This is a messenger RNA of Prosopis cineraria, 1277 nucleotides long. RefSeq lists its product as uncharacterized. Bases 597 to 1148 code for a protein of 183 amino acids. The transcript has a single exon. The record is from RefSeq and is a predicted model, not a curated record. NCBI's taxonomy places the organism in Eukaryota, Viridiplantae, Streptophyta, Magnoliopsida, Fabales, Fabaceae.
AGAUCUUUCCCAAGUACAUUGCUAAAGGCAAGAAAUCUCAGGCUUGGGCGUUCCGAAACGCGAUAGGUGUUGCGAGAAAACGAAACUCGUGGCGUUGCCUUAUUUGAAGCAGGGAAGACCUUGCUCCUCCCAUCGACGUCGGACUCGCCAACGUUGGAUGGUUGUUGCCACCGGCGAGAUCUCCUCACUGUUUGGUUUUGCUUGCUAAGCCUCUGCGAUCUCUCCCGUAUUUCCUGUGUGUCUCUCUGAUUGAAACUCUAUACCGCUUUUCCUCACGGGAAUCUUCAUUUUUCUUUCGAUUUAUCGCCCAUAUCUUCCCAGUUCUCACUGUUCCCUUCUUUAUAGUCGCCUUUCCCUUCGUAAUUAUUGGCCAUCUCGUUUUCUUGUGACCCUCUUUCAUUUCCACUUGUUGAUUGUUGAUGCUUUAUUAUUUCCGAACCGUAGUUGAAUCUAGCUACUUGUUUGUCUUCGCUUACUUCUACGAGUAGCUCUGAUUUCUUCAUUUAUUCCCCUCAAUUUUCAUCUUCUGGGGUUCCAAGAUCUUCAGUUUGAACUCCCUUUCGCUGCUUUAAUUCUAUUGCUAUUGAGGUCCUUCAAUGUCACAAGGUUACGCUAUCGAGCUCUACUUCGAUCCUGCUCUAGAAAACCAGGUGUUGAAGGCCUGGAAUGUACUGGCUCGCAGACAAAUCAGCACCCACCUCAUCGAAAUCGAGUCUCGCCCGCACAUCACUCUCUUUUCCAGCCCCUGUGUUGAUUCCGCGAAGCUUGAAUCAGUCGUCAAGAGUUUCGCUGCCAAGCGGGAACCCUUGCCUAUUUCUUUCUCUUCAAUCGGGUGCCUACCAAACGACAAUAAUGUACUCUUUCUUUCACCGACCCCUUCAAUUUGGCUGCUUCAGUUCCAAUCUCAGUUGUUUGAUGCAAUGAAGAAAGAAGGUUUCGAGAUAGGAGAGGAUUAUCGCCCAGAUUCUUGGAUUCCUUAUUGUGCGGUUGCUCAGGAAGUGCCAAAGAUUAGGAUGGCCGAGGCUGUUUGUGUCUUGCGGGACUUGAAAUUGCCGGUUUCUGGGUAUGCCAUGGAUAUUGGACUGGUGGAGUUGUCUCCCGCUCGCGAGCUCUUCUCAUUUGUGCUUGGUAAUUCAGUAGAAACAUGAGGUUGUAGAUUACUCUAAUUUAGGUUUUUUAUCCUAGUUUGUGUUAAUGUGUUACAUCUUGAAAUGGAAUUAGAAUGAACUCAGUGUUUGCUAUUAUUAAACACUACAAUUGGAGAAAUUUCAUUUUAC